UCAUUUCACAGUCACCGAGCUAGGGUUCCUCGUCCCAUAUAUAAGGAGUUUUUUAGAUCCGCCUGAGUGCGGUGUUUUGUGUCGGUUUGAUUCCUUUUUCUCCAAAUGUCAUCCACAGCGAUUGACAGUCUCUCACUUUCCCUCUCUUUCUCCUUUUGCAUGCGGGUUUCCAUUGAAGGCUAACCCAUAAAAUGCCCCCAAAAGCUCUCAUUUCUUCUUCAUUGCUUUGAUCUGUUCUCUUGUCUCUGAGUCUCUUGACUGCCCUGUUUCCUCUGUUUCUUUUUUCUUAUCCUAAUUAGCAUUUGUUUUCACCACUAAUUUGAACUUUUGUCUGUGUUUUAAAACUUGGGUUGGUUUCUGAUCUCCAAAAUAUCAAGUGAAAAUGCUGGAUCCAAGUGAAAAAGGUUCAGAGCCUGAAGAUCAAAACAAGAAAUACCCAGAAGGGGUUUCACCCAAAGAAACCCAAAAUCAAAGCAUUGGCUGUGAAACCAAGAAAACCUGUGCUGAUUGUGGAACCUCUAAAACCCCUCUUUGGAGAGGUGGCCCGGCUGGCCCCAAGUCUCUAUGUAAUGCAUGUGGGAUCAGAAGCAGGAAAAAGAGAAGGGCCAUUUUGGGAUUAAACAAAGGAGAGGACAAAAAAUCAAAGAGAGAAAAUAGCAAUGGUAGCAACAGUUGUUCAAGUAACACAAAGAAUUUAGGAGAUAAUAUGAAGCAGAGAUUGUUAUCAUUAGGAAGACAAGUUUUGAUGCAAAGAUCAACAGUUGAGAAUCAAAGGAGAAAGUUAGGAGAAGAAGAACAAGCUGCUGUUCUUUUGAUGGCUCUCUCCUAUGGUUCUGUUUAUGCUUAGUUCUUUUUUUAAAAAUAUAUUUAGAGCAAAAAUAUUAGGAUCUUUCAUGGGUUUCUAACCAUUUCCAAGUGUAACCUAUGGUGAUUGUUCCUUAGUUCUUUUAAUUCUAGUUUUUUUUUCCCUAGUGUGAACUAACUGUAUUUCAAUGCCAUUUUUCCUAACCUAAAAUUAGUAAUUUGAUGUUUGUGGGGUUUGAUUUGUGGUUUUUUUUUUUAGACUUUAUUGUAUUAAUUUUUUUUUAUAGUUUUGUGGAAUGUGUGGCUUUAUAAACUUGGCCAAAAGAAAGAAAAAAAGAAAGAAUCGGAAAGAAAAAAAAUGAAAUUUCAAGGAAAUCCCAAGAUUAUCUAAGGCGCC
Messenger RNA from Durio zibethinus, 1201 nucleotides. Its product is annotated as GATA transcription factor 15-like. Gene Ontology annotation, biological process: regulation of DNA-templated transcription. The record is from RefSeq and is a predicted model, not a curated record. Lineage: Eukaryota; Viridiplantae; Streptophyta; Magnoliopsida; Malvales; Malvaceae. Gene Ontology annotation, molecular function: zinc ion binding; sequence-specific DNA binding.